CAGGCUGCUGGUAGCUUGACUGUGCAAAGACGGCAAGAAGCGACCGACCGGCGGGGGAGGCAGGCAAGGCAAAGGAAAGGACAGGGGGAAUUUAGGCUGUGUCCCGUAUUUGGAAUAAGCAAGACUAGACUACAGCUUUGCUCCUGACGUGAAACAAGCUCCUCUGUAACCUUCAAAAAAAGGACUCGCAUUUUUUGACGGCUAACUCACUGUUAGCGUGUUGGAACUCUUGAACUAACCGUCGUGUUGAACUGUGAAGAAACUAGGGACGUUUGUUUUCCGGACGAAGAAUGGGAUUUAAAGAACAUAUCUGCCAGCACUGAGUUGUGAAAACAAGGGAAUAUUUUCCAGUUGGAUGGAAAAUUAACCAUUCUGUCGAAAGGGGCCAAAUUCAGUUAAGCUCUGUUAACACUGUGCAUAUUGUGUGUCAGCUCCUGGAAAAAGGGGGCAACGAUGGCAUUUAGGAAGGAAGAAAAGUAACGUUAACGGUAGCUCGCUGGCUAGCUAAAUAGCUAACCUAGCAGGCUGCUAACUAAGCCUGUGUCGCCCUUCCAUUCCUGGAGCAGAGGAGGGGCGCUGGGGCUUUGUAGCAUUGCAGAUCUGCCUUGCAUUUUUGGGUUGCUGCAAGAAUGGAGAAUCCCAAAUAUCUGCCACAACAACUCAGGGGGAUCUUUUGAACCGUAACGACUCGAUUUUUCUACUACUUCCCACGCAGAGAAGACCAGAAAACUGCCAGCUAACGUUGGGAUUUCUUUAAAAAUCAGCCGGCCCGGGGCAGCCAGGGUCUGUAAUUGUGACUACUUCUUUUCGCAUAUGCCCUGUGGGGAUAGGUAUUAAAAAAUGGGGAAGUGCUUCACGUCUUAGAUACUGGAUCUUGAGAGGGAGAUCAUGAACAGGCCGGUUUUAACGCGGAAUUAGCCCCGGCUUGCCCUCAGCUCAAAGUUUUUAUUAAUUUUGUGACACAUUCAAGGUGAAAGAACUUCUGUACAGGCCCGUCUGUGCUAACUAACAGGCCGAGGUAGGUGUUUGCUCAUUUCCCUCCCCACCACCUCCAUCAUCAUUACUUCAGAAAUCAAUACGCCGGAAUAAUCAUGUCGGGAGAGGUGCGUUUGAAGAAGCUGGAGAAGCUGAUCCUGGACGGGCCAGCUGAGUCUAAUGGCCAGUGCCUGAGUGUGGAAACGCUGCUGGAUAUCCUGGUGUGCCUCUACGAUGAGUGCAACAACUCCCCGCUUAGAAGAGAGAAAAACAUCACGGAGUUUUUGGACUGGGCUAAACCCUUCACUUCCAAAGUAAAGCAGAUGCGCCUGCACAAGGAAGACUUUGAGAUCCUCAAGGUGAUUGGACGAGGAGCGUUUGGAGAGGUUGCAGUCGUAAAAGUGAGAAACACUGACAAGGUAUUCGCCAUGAAGAUUCUCAACAAGUGGGAGAUGCUGAAGCGAGCCGAGACGGCGUGUUUUCGGGAGGAGCGGGAUGUGUUGGUAAAUGGGGACUGCCAGUGGAUCACCACCCUGCACUACGCCUUCCAGGACGACAAUAAUCUGUACCUGGUCAUGGACUACUAUGUGGGUGGCGAUCUGCUGACUCUGCUCAGUAAGUUUGAGGACCGGCUGCCGGAGGAGAUGGCCAAGUUCUACUUGGCUGAGAUGGUACUGGCCAUCGACUCCGUUCACCAGCUACACUACGUCCACAGGGACAUUAAGCCCGACAACAUUCUGUUGGAUAUGAACGGCCACAUCCGCCUGGCUGACUUCGGCUCCUGCCUCAAACUCAUGGAGGACGGGACGGUCCAAUCCUCCGUGGCGGUGGGGACUCCAGACUACAUCUCCCCAGAAAUCCUUCAGGCCAUGGAGGAUGGGAAAGGCAAGUACGGACCUGAGUGCGACUGGUGGUCCCUGGGCGUCUGUAUGUAUGAAAUGCUGUAUGGCGAGACUCCUUUCUACGCAGAGUCCCUGGUGGAAACCUAUGGAAAGAUCAUGAACCACAAGGAGCGGUUCCAGUUCCCACAGCAGAUAACAGAUGUGUCGGAGGAUGCUAAGGAUCUGAUUCGCCGGCUCAUUUGCAGUCGAGAACACCGAUUGGGCCAGAACGGCAUUGAGGAUUUCAAGCACCACCCCUUUUUUACUGGUAUUGAUUGGGAAAACGUUCUCACCUGUGAGGCCCCAUACAUCCCAGAGGUCAGCAGUCCUACAGAUACCUCCAACUUUGAUGUUGAUGAUGACUGCCUAAAGAACUCGGAGACGAUGCCCCCUCCCUCUCACACUGCCUUCUCUGGCCACCACCUGCCCUUUGUGGGCUUCACCUACACCAGUAAAUGUACCCUCUCUGACCGGGGUUGCCUGCGACAGCUGGCAGGGCAGCCUGGUAAGGCAGGCCAGGACCAGUUGGAUCUGGAUGUCCAGCGUGGCCUGGAGGACAGCCUGGCCACAGAGGCCUACGAGAGGAGGAUCCGGCGCCUAGAGCAGGAGAAAGUAGAGCUGAGCCGCAAACUGCAAGAGUCAACACAGACAGUGCAGGCCCUGCAGCAUCCAACAGGCGAGGGCCUUCCCAGUUCUAACAAGGAGGUGGAGAUCAGGAGUCUGAAGAGCGAGAUCGACAUCCUCAAGAAGCAGAUCGCUGACUCGGGACAGCUUGAGAAGCAGCUGGAGGACGUGUCAUUGGCCCGCAGGGACCUGGAGGACACAUCUAAACACGUGAAAACUUUGGAGAAACAGAUGAAGAGCCUUACCCAGGAGAGGGAUGACAUGCACAAGGAUCUUGUGGAGGCCAACGAGAAGCUUAAGUCGCAGUCGAAGGAUCUGAAGGAAGCCCACAGCCAGAGAAAACUGGCCAUGCAGGAGUUUUCUGAGCUGAACGAGAGACUCACAGACCUCAGGUCAGUGAAGCAGCGCCUGGCUCGCCAGUUGCGCGACAAAGAGGAGGAGAUGGAGAGCCAGACUCAGAAGGUUGAGGCUCUCCGCCUUGAGGUGCGAAAGGCCGAGAGGGCCAAGAAGGAGAUGGAAGUGCAGGCGGAGGAGCAUUCAGCAGAGGCUCAGAAAGAGAGGAAGCUGAGAGAGCGUAAUGAGCAGUACAGCCGACAGCUGGAGGAGGAGUUGGAAGGGCUUAAGAUGAAGCAGGCCGGCUCCUCUGCCACCCCGGGCUCAGCAGACCAGAGCCAAGAGGUGGGACGCCUGCGGGGAGACCUGGAGAAGAAAACGCUCCUGUAUGAGGAGGAGCUGGCGCGAAGAGAAGCCCAGCACAGCACCGAGCUGAAGGCUCUGCGCAAGGAGCUGCGGGACGCUGAGAGCCAACAUCUUGCCCUACAGAAAGAGAUCCUGAUGCUCAAAGACAAGCUGGACAAGACUCGCCGUGAGAGCCAAAGCGAGCGGGAAGAGUUUGAAACAGAGUACAAGCAGAAAUACGAGAGGGAGAGAAUCCUGCUCACUGAAGAAAACAAGAAACUGUCCAGUGAACUGGACAAGCUGACCAGCAUGUUUGAGAAGGUGAGCAGCUCCAACAGGCAGCUGGAGGAUGAGAUGAGGGAGCUGGCUGACAAAAAGGAGAGUGUAGCUCACUGGGAGGCGCAGAUCACGGAAAUCAUCCAAUGGGUGAGUGACGAGAAGGAUGCUCGGGGCUACCUGCAGGCUCUGGCCACUAAGAUGACAGAAGAGCUGGAGGGACUGAGAAACACCAGCCUGGGAGCAAGAGCGACGGAUAUGCCAUGGAAGAUGCGGCGCUUCGCCAAGCUGGACAUGUCGGCCCGUCUCGAACUGCAGUCAGCCCUGGACGCUGAGAUCAGAGCCAAGCAGGGCAUCCAGGAUGAACUGAACAAGGUCAAGGCCAACAACAUGUCCACAGAAUGCAAACUGCAGGAAGUGGAAAGUAAAAACCAGGAGUUGCUGGCUGAGAUUGACAGACUGAAGAAAGAGACAGAGGAGCUGCGGCUACGAAGGGGUGUCAAGCACCAGGAUUCCCAGAAUUCCUUCUUGGCUUUUCUCAACGCCCCCACCUCAGCGCUCGACCAGUUUGAUCGCUCGCCAUCCGUUGGCCCAGCUAGCAAAGGCAGACGUGUGGACUCUAUGGAUAACUUCACCCCCUCCAACACUCCAUCCCGGGAAGAUGACCCUAAAUCCCACCUCAAGUCCCGCUCGCGGUCACCCUCCAUGGCUAGUGAUAUGGAACCCAUAGAGUUGAUAGACCAUCCUCCCCGUACAGUCCAGACCCCCACCAUGCGCUCGGGAGGGUACGGUAGUAUUGGACGCUCCUCUCCUAAGCCAAAAGCACAUCAGUUUGUGGUGAAGUCAUUCAGCACGCCCACUAAGUGUAACCAGUGCACUUCCCUCAUGGUGGGGCUCAUACGUCAAGGCUGUACCUGUGAAGUGUGUAACUUCUCCUGCCAUGUAACAUGUGCGGACAAGGCUCCUGCUGUGUGUCCCGUGCCCCAGGACCAGACCAAGGGCCCGCUGGGUAUCGACCCUCAGAGGGGUAUUGGUACUGCGUAUGAAGGGCACGUCAGGGUGCCCAAACCAACAGGGGUGAAGAAGGGUUGGCAGAGGGCGAUGGCUGUGGUGUGUGACUUCAAACUGUUCCUCUAUGAACUGGGAGAAGGGAAAGCCACGCAACCAAGUGUAGUAGUCAGCCAAGUCAUAGAUAUGAGGGAUGAAGAGUUUUCAGUCAGUUCUGUCCUGGCCUCUGAUGUCAUCCACGCCAGCCGCAAAGACAUCCCCUGUAUAUUCAGAGUGACAGCGUCCCAGCUCUCCCCCUCCAGCAAUCACAAGCCCUCCAUUCUGAUCCUGGCCGACAGUGAUCAGGAGAGGAACAAAUGGGUGGGCCUCCUUAACGAGCUCCACCGCAUCCUCAAGAAGAACAAGCUCAAGGAGCGCUUUGUCUACGUUCCCAAGGAGGCUUAUGACAGCACCCUGCCGCUCAUCAAGACGACACAGUCUGCUGCUAUCAUAGAUCAUGAGCGUGUCGCCCUGGGCAACGAGGAAGGCCUUUUUGUCAUCCAUGUCACCAAAGAUGAAAUAAUCCGGGUGGGGGACAACAAGAAGGUGCACCACAUCGACCUGAUUCCCCAGGAGCAGCUGCUGGCGGUCAUCUCCGGCAGGAACCGUCAUGUCCGUCUCUUCCCCACACAGGCCUUGGACGGCCGCGAGACCGAGUCCUACAAGCUUGCUGAGACAAAGGGCUGUCAGACCAUUGUCUCCGGCCCCGUCCGCAACGGCUCGCUCACCUGCCUCUGCGUGGCCAUGAAGAGACAAAUCAUAUGUUACGAGGUGAAUAAGAGUAAAGCACGUCACCGUCGGCUGCGAGAGCUACAGGCCCCGGGGCCCGUUCAGUGGAUGGGUCUGCUCAGCGAGCGUCUUUAUGUUGGGUAUCAGUCUGGCUUCACCCGCUACAGUGUCCAUGGCGACAUGUCCCCAGUCAGCCUGCUCCACCACGAGGACCACACCCUGGCCUUCAUCCCCCAGCAGGGCCUGGACGCCCUCUGCGCCGUGGAGAUUUCUAGCAAGGAGCUGCUGCUGUGCUUCAGCGCCAUCGGAGUAUAUGUGGACUCCCAGGGCCGCAGGUCACGUCAGCAGGAGCUGAUGUGGCCAGCUGUUCCCAACUCUGCCUGCUACAACGCCCCCUACCUGUCGGUGUACAGUGAGAAUGCUGUCGAUGUGUUUGAUGUCAACACCAUGGAGUGGAUCCAGACCAUCCCUCUCAAGAAGGUGCGACCUCUGAACGUUGAUGGCUCUCUGAACCUGCUGGGACUGGAAACAGUCCGGCUUAUCUACUUUAGAAACAAGAUGGCCGAGGGUGACGAGCUGGUCGUCCCGGAGACGUCAGACAACAGUAGGAAGCAGAUGGUUCGCAGCAUGAACAACAAGAGGCGCUUCUCCUUCAGGGUGCCCGAGGAAGAGCGACUGCAGCAGAGGAGAGAGAUGCUGCGAGAUCCAGAGAUGAGGAACAAGCUGAUCUCUAACCCCACUAACUUCAACCACGUGGCUCACAUGGGACCAGGAGACGGGAUCCAGAUCCUUAAAGACCUGCCCAUGAACGUCCGUGUUCAGGAGAGCCGCGCGGGCUUCAGCGGUUCAGUCAGCAUCCCCUCCAUCACCAAGAACCGGGGCGAGCCGGGCCGUUCCAUGAGCGCCAGCAGCGGACUGGGCAUACGCUCAUCCUCCCAGAACGGCAGCGCUCUCCGCAGAGAGCUGUCAGGAGGGAGCUACGGAUCCAAGCGGCAGACUAUGACCUCUCCAUCUGAGAGCUCCCUGUCCUCUGGAGGAGGCAUGGACUGUGGUGAUGCUCCUCUCUCACAGUUUGACAGAGAGUGGCAGGCAGUCUCACCGUCGGAGAAGACCCCUGAUCUGAAAAGGGCUUUAAGGACCCUGCUUAGUAAGAUGAAGGACUCGGACUCCCCCCGUCACUCCACGGCCUCCAACAGCUCCACCUUCAGCAGCCCCCCCAGUCCGGCCUCCCCACACAAGACCAAGUCCCUGUCCCUGGAGAGCACAGACCGCAUGGGCUGGGACACAUGAGCCUCCGCCAGCCUCUCGCCUCGCUCAACCCCACCAACCGACCGACCGACAGCACAGGACUCCUCUCCCUCCUCCCCUCCCCCCCACCACCUCCUCCACCGCAGCCUCUCGCAUCCUUUCUGAAUAUUUCCCCCCUCACUGCCCGGAGAACUGCACCUCCUGACGAACAUUUGUCCCACUUUACAACCUCAAUUUGUCUCUCAUCGUACUUCCAAGACGGGGCAGAAACACUGAGAAAGAGUGUGUCGUCUCUUUGAGGGAAAUCCUGAGGGAGAAGAUACGUUAAAGGAGUGUACAUGUGGGUGCUGAUGUUUGAGGGUGCAAAUGUGUGUGCGUGCGUGUGUGUGUGUGUUGAGAGAAGCUGUAUGCGCUCGCCAGCGUGUGUGCAUGUGUUUAUUCAGAAAGGGCAUAUGAUAUAGGAAUGAGAACCUCCCGACUCGGCUGUUUUUUUUGCUAUCAACCGAAGCGUCGAGCUCCGUCGACACCACCCUGUCCACGGCCCCAUUCAGAGACUCUAAAACCUCACGAUGCAACAAAAAGAGAAGAGGAUUAUUACUGAGAGAAAAUGAUUUGUACUUGUACAUAGGACCCUUUGGGUUUUAGGGGACGAUAUUUUAAUUUAUUUAUCAAUCUUAGACGAGGAAAGGGAGGUUUGCUUCAUGGCCUGAAUCAGACGGGUGGAGUUUAACCCCUCCUCACUUCCCUCCUUUGCUUUCUCUUUGGGUGCUGCAAAAAUUGAAAAUAUUAAAAAAAAGAGAGAGAGAGAGACAGAAAGAGAGAAAGGAAAGCAAUGAUUUUUUUUCUUUUGCUCAUGAUAUAAGUGCAGUGACUUUAUAAUAUUUUUAAUUUUGACCAUCAGCAAAAAGCUACAAGCAGCGUUAAUAAUGAUAAUGCCGGCUCGUAUGACAUCACAUUUCCUCUGUGCUACUCUCUUCCUCAUUGGAUCCGGUGCGAGCGACAUCAUCCAGCAGCCCUGGACGUGUCCUCCAUUGUAGUGUAGACGCUCCACUUUGCUGUACAACCAAACUGACCAACUCACAGGUUCCCAUCACAAUAAUGUACAUAGGUUCAAAGUAGAGAGUAAUAUAUGAUAAGGAAAAUACUAUAGAGAACUACACGGGAAAGACAAAAAAAUCCUCUUUGACUUUUAUUUUCCUUUUUAUUUUGUUCUGAGUGAUUUGGGGUUGUAUUCACACAAAAAGCCAUUUUAAACCACUUUUCCAGUUUUCUUUUUUUUUUUUUACCGACUGAUUUUAGAUUUGUUUUAUAUUGUAUGUACGACACGCAUUGUGUGUGUGUGUGUUUUUUUUUCCCCACUCAGUUUGCGUUUGAGUGAAGAAAUCUCAUGUAUGGAUCGACACUACUGCCCGUACUGUAGAGUGAACACGUGCAUUUAUCACACAUGUAUCCGCACACACACAUACUGAGGUGGUGUUUUUAUGCAGCAAAUGCCUUGUCCUGCUCCUCCUCUGACUGUCAGAGGGGAAGUGGCUCCGAUCAUUUAAUCAACACUUAAUGUGUGUGUGUGUUUCUAAAUUGGCUGUGGUACCUGGAUGGGAAGAUCAGUCAUUCCGCUGAGCUUGAUUUAACCAAAAAUGGACAAAAAGAGGGACAUUGUUUAGUCUUUCUGACAGCCUUUGCAUAUUCUGAGAAAGGUUUGCUUGAUUUGUUGAUUAAAAAGCAACGUUUAUGAGCUCUUGAUUUAAAAAAAAAAAAAAAACACUAAAUGAGAAUGUAAACACUUAAAAGUCAGCACCGUUUGUCUUGAUGAAGCGCAGAUAAAAUAACCUCUGCUCUACCUGUUGUCUGUAAAAUGAACAGGGCUGGAUCUGUAACCCCUCCCUGCAGGUGGUGUUUCUUUGGCCGGGUGGAGAGGCCUCUGAAAGAGCAUUAUACGGUUUGGCAGCUCCUGGCUGCAGAGCAGGGCAUUCACAGCCAAAAACCUGUUACCUCUGUUCAUCUCCUUCAGCUCACACACAGAUAGAAAAGCAUUUUACUUGAGGAAAUCGCUUCACAGGGCAGGACGAGGUUAAACUGUACGGAGCAAUGCGCACGGAGCUGCAAACUGUCCUGACAUGAAACACUAACUACACCGUGGUCACAAUGUGGUAUUAUCUGUAAGAAGAACGCACAUAUUGUACUCUAAUACUGGCCUGUUGUUGGUGACGGUGCAGAGUUACAGUACAGUGUCCUCCAGAAUCCUCCAGUUUAUUCCGCUUGUCUUGUUUGUGAGAAAGGGAAACAAAAACAAGUAGUUUGGUGGUCAUUCCUCGCCUGGACUCCCCUGUCGAAACACAACAUAGCUCUAAACAACCCAUUCCAAGUGUUCCUUUAGUAUUCCAUUUUAUAUGAAGAGAGAGGGAGAGGUCCGGAGCACCACAGUGCGACCCAGCUGGUUUUAUUCCAAACAACCACCUCGUAGAAACAUUAAGCUCGUGAGUCUCCUUAGUUCCUGCAGAAUGUACGACAGGGGCGACUCAGCCAGGUGUUUUAUUAUUGGCCCAUAUUGUACAGAAGUGACUGUAGACAUCCCAGCGUAAGGAGAGGGGAAAAGAAACUCAGGAAAUGUCAGAACCAAUGAAUCAUUUUCAUUUAGAUGAAGAUGAGUUUGUGUAAUGGAUGGAUGGCUGCAGUGAGUGAGUGAGGGAUACAUGAUGUACAGUAGAUGUGACCUGGGUGGAGACAGCAGGAAGAAAAGGAGAGGACUAGAAGAUAUAAGAGAAAUGUUUUCAGGGGUGACGGGUGACAGGUGGUUUGAUGGCUGAGGUGCCACAGUGGUAACAUUUACAAGGAAGAAAAUCUAAAAAAAAAAAAAAAAAAUUCAAACGCCUUUGCAUUUCAGUGAGGUCUUAUUUACAGUACCUUCUAUAUUAUUUUGCUCUUUCAUAUCAUAUUACACUUGUUUUUUUUUUUUUCUAGGAUUGCUUUGUAAUAAUUUGUACAGUUUUGCAUGUUAUAGAUGUAAUCAUUUUUGUUUUCGGUUUGUUGUUUUACUUGGACUUGCUCCUUUUUGAACGGUUUGGGCGUUUUACUGAGGAUAACCCACUACAGGUGAUGUAGAUUCUUUUUUGCACAAAAAAAAUAUUUAAGGUGUAAGGUCAAAACAAAAAAUAAUGUAUGGAACUGGCUGCCACACUUAUGUGGAGAACUCAUUAUAUUAACCUGACUCCGAUGUAUUUCAAUAAAGCGGAGGGCUGUUACAAAUACAAA
Molecule: messenger RNA, 9710 nt
Organism: Epinephelus moara (kelp grouper)
Lineage: Eukaryota; Metazoa; Chordata; Actinopteri; Perciformes; Serranidae
Gene: cdc42bpab
Product: CDC42 binding protein kinase alpha (DMPK-like) b
Exons: 43
Coding region: 1092-6500 (1802 amino acids)
Biological process (GO): actomyosin structure organization; peptidyl-threonine phosphorylation
Cellular component (GO): cytoskeleton; cytoplasm; actomyosin
Molecular function (GO): ATP binding; protein serine/threonine kinase activity
Source: RefSeq, a predicted model, not a curated record